Molecule: messenger RNA, 1468 nt
Organism: Hibiscus syriacus
Lineage: Eukaryota; Viridiplantae; Streptophyta; Magnoliopsida; Malvales; Malvaceae
Exons: 12
Coding region: 151-1386 (411 amino acids)
Cellular component (GO): nucleus; nucleolus
Source: RefSeq, a predicted model, not a curated record
UGGUGCCGUUUUCCCAGAAAUUCCACACCCCAAAACGCACCUUCCCAUAUCUCUCUAUUGAUUUCAGGCUUUGUUUGUUUUUCCUAUUCAGUGCCCUAACUUGGGUUAGACUUUAAUUGUGGUUUGAGAGUUCACGGAGUUGUGGGGAAAAUGGGGUUGUAUCCGAAACGUUCAAAAAAAGCUAGAAGCAAAGAUGUGGACAUGGAGGACUUUGACGAUUCGGAAGAUGAGGAAUUAUUGGUUAAUGGCGAAGAGGAAGAAGAAGAAGCUGAAGUAGAUGAAGAUGAUAGCGAAGAAGAUAUUGAUGACGACGACGACGACGACGAUGAAGAAGAAGAAUUAGAAGAUGAUGAUGACGACGAUGGUGGAGAAGAUGGAGAAGAAGAAGAGGAGGAGGACAAAGAUGGUGAGAUGGAAGAGCUUGAAAAAGAGUACAAGGAGCUUCACAGCAAGGAGCAAGAUAUAUUGAGGAAUCUCAAGCAUCAUAAGGAUGAAGAUGUUAAAAAGGGUGAAGCAGUGAAGAACCAAAAGGCUCUUUGGGAUAAAACUCUUGAGUUCAGGUUCUUGCUUCAGAAAGCCUUCUCCUGUUCAAAUAGACUGCCGCAGGACCCUGUUAGGUCUUCAUUUUGUGCUUCAGAUGAAGUAGUCAGUUCUGCCUAUUCGGACCUUAUAACUUCGUCAAAGAAGACUUUAGAUUCUUUAUUGGAACUGCAGGAGGCAUUGCUGGAGAACAAUCCAUCAAUUGCUCAACCUGUAGAGGGUAUUGGUGCUCAACCAUCUGAGAAGCUUUCUGGAGAUUCUAAGAACUUGGACAUGGAAGAUGAUGAAGAGUGGCUACAGAUUUCUCAGAUGAAUAAGAGAAUAGCUGCUUUCAGAGAUAAAGCAGUUGACAAAUGGCAGAGGAAGACAGAAGUCACAACUGGUGCUGCUGCAAUAAAAAAAAAAUUGCAAGCUUUUAAUCAGAACAUUAGUGAACAAGUGGCAGCCUAUAUGAGGGAUCCAACUAGAAUGAUAAAGCAAAUGCAACAAAGAAGAUCAACAAUUGGCAUAUUUGGGGCUGUUACUGAGUCCGGUAGUAGUGCUAAUGGAGAGGAAGCACAUCCCGAAGGUGAUCCCGAACUUCUGGAUGAUUCUGAAUUUUACCAGCAGUUGCUGAAGGAAUUUUUUGAGACUGUUGACCCAACAUCGUCAGAGACGGCCUUCUAUGCCUUAAAAAGACUGCAAACUAAGAAGAGAAAAAUAGUUGAUCGUCGUGCAUCAAAGAGUCGAAAGAUCAGGUACCAUGUUCAUGAGAAGAUAGUCAACUUCAUGGCACCGGAGCCGAUGAAACUUCCUCCCAUGGCUCCAAAGUUAUUUGAGAACUUGUUUGGACUGAAAACCCAAUAACCUAAUGCUGAAUUCUGAUACUUUUUACUGGCCAUUUGGAGUUUUGUAGUGUUACUUGUUUUGUGAUAUUUAAUGAGCAAAA